GUCUGCAAUUUGCUGCGUCCGUGCUGAAUUGCCAUCGCUGCUGCUUUGGUCCUGACGUCCGUCCUCACCCGUCGCUGUAAAGCUGCCCGUCGUCAGUCCCAAUUCUUGGAAAGAAAUACUUCAAACUAGAAUUUUAGCGGACGCAGAUAAGAUGGAAAGAAAAAGGAGCUCUUCUCUGGAAACGGGAUCCACGAGCCAUGGCUCCUCUGGAAUUCAGUACGAUGUGUUCUUGAGUUUUCGAGGCCCGGAUACUCGCACUACCUUCACAGAUUACCUCUAUCAUACCCUGCUGGAUAAGGGUAUCAGUGUUUUCAUAGACAAGCAGGGGAUUGACGUUGGUGGAGAGAUCGGUCCCAAGAUUUACCAAGCCAUCAAUGACUCGAAAAUCUGCAUUCCCAUCUUCUCUAGCAAUUACGCCUCUAGUAGCUGGUGCUUGCGCGAGCUAGAACACAUGAUGCAGCGUUGGAAAACCAACGAAUUGGAGGUUAUGCCCAUUUUCUAUGAUGUGGAACCUUCUGACGUGAAGCUUGAAACCGGAGUGUAUGUGGAUGCACUAACUCUGCAUAAAGAAAAACAUGGGCCUGAGAUUGUGCAGUGCUGGGCGGAGUCACUCAAGGAAGUUACUGGAAUCAAGGGAUGGGACACCAAGAACACAGGCCACGGAGAACUUGCCCAUUUGAUUGCUCGGAAAGUGUUGGUUAAACUUAAGGUGUCUUGUGUGCAUAUAUCCGAUCAUUUAGUUGGAAUGGACGAGUCAGCAAAUGAAGUAGUAGAUUUGCUGAAUGUUACAUCUGAGGACGUAAGGCUCAUUGGUAUGUGGGGAAUGGGUGGAAUAGGCAAGACAACUCUUGCCAAGGUUGUCUACAACAAACUAUCUACUAAUUUUGACAGUUGUAGCUUCAUUUCAGAUAUUCGAGAAGCAUCGCAAGGUUCUGGUCUGUUAAAUAUGCAGAGGCAGUUACUCUCUGACAUCAUUGGUAACGUAGUGGUUGAACCUUCUAGCAUUGAUCAUGGAAAGAAUAUGAUCAAAAAUCGAUUUUGCAGAAAGAAAGUUCUUAUUUUUCUUGAUGAUGUAGAUCAUGAGCACCAACUUAUGGCAUUGGUAGCAAAGGAAGAAUGGUUUGGUUCGGGAAGUAGAAUAGUUGUUACAACAAGAGACAGAAGUGUUUUCUGUAAACUCCAAUAUCAGUUUGAACAUUGUUUGAUUUAUGAAGUUAAGGAACUCAACAAUCUCACAGCUCUUCAACUGUUUAGCAAGCAUGCCUUUAGAAGCAACUCUCCUCCAAAUGCAUUCUUGAGUUUGUCUAAGAAAGUUAUUGCAAAAACCGGAGGGCUUCCACUGGCUAUUGAAGUUAUUGGCUCAUUGUUAUGUGGAAAAAAAGAGGAAAGAGUGUGGCAAGAUACAUUGAAAAAGAUGGAAUAUUGUCAACAGAGGGACGUGAAGGAAAAGUUAAUGUUGAGUUAUCAGGCAUUAGAUCAUCUGCAACAACAAAUAUUUCUUGAUAUCGCUUGCUUUCUAGCUGGACAAGAUAAGAGCUAUCCAUGUUACAUGUGGGAUGGCUGUGGAUUUUUUCCAAGUGAGGGGAUUGAUGUUCUGCUUUUAAUGUCCUUAGUGAAGAUUAGAGAAUGGAAUGAACUAUGGAUGCAUGAUCAGCUUAAGGACUUAGGCAAGAGCAUUGUGUAUGAAGAAAAUUGCAAAGACCCCACAAAGGGUUCUCGAGUGUGGCGGGAUUGGCAAGGUGGUUCAAAUAUUGUCCAGCAAAAGAAGGGAACCGAAACUGUUGCAGCAUACUAUGAUCAAUCUAAGGAGCCUCUCCAAGACUCUGUUUUGACAUCAAAAGACUUUAUCAAAGUGCCAAAUAUUAGAUUUCUCUCAUUGUCUGGUUGGACCCUCUCUGGAGACUUUGGGGAUCUCUUUUCAGAAUUGAGAUGGCUUACUUGGGGGGAUUGUCCAAAAGAAAUACAAGCAACCAACUUUUGCCCAAAAAAUCUAGUCAUCCUUGACCUGUAUCAGAGCAGCUCAAUAGAUGAACAUUGGGGUGGUUGGACUCAACUCAAGGUGGCUACAAGAUUGAAGGUCCUUAAUCUGUUGCCUUGCAGAAUGUUGAAACAAACUGAUAAACUUUUUGCAUUUUUAUCCUUAGAAAAAUUAAUUCUAAAGGGGUGUAAAAUGCUUAAGAAACUUUCUGACUUGUUUGUCAUGCUGAAAUAUUUAGUUGAGUUAGAAGUCUUCUGCACAAGUAUUGUAGAGUUGCCAAAUAACAUUGUCAAUUUAAAGAGCUUGAAAGUGUUGAAGAUUAACGAUAGUUGCAUGCAAAAGUUACCUGAUGCCAUUGGGAUAAUUGAGAAACUUGAAGAAAUUUAG
Eucalyptus grandis is the source of this 2365-nucleotide messenger RNA. Its product is annotated as disease resistance protein RPV1. Bases 152 to 2365 code for a protein of 737 amino acids. The transcript is spliced from 5 exons. The record is from RefSeq and is a predicted model, not a curated record. Lineage: Eukaryota; Viridiplantae; Streptophyta; Magnoliopsida; Myrtales; Myrtaceae. Gene Ontology annotation, biological process: signal transduction; defense response. Gene Ontology annotation, molecular function: ADP binding.